Nipponia nippon (crested ibis) is the source of this 516-nucleotide messenger RNA. The record is from RefSeq and is a predicted model, not a curated record. Lineage: Eukaryota; Metazoa; Chordata; Aves; Pelecaniformes; Threskiornithidae.
CCGGGCGGCGGCCCCGGUACCCUGCUGCUCUGCCUGGCCCUCGCCUCCGGCUUGGCGUUUUUCCGUUGUGUGGGUGCCGAUGCCAACGUCACCGCCGGCCACGGCACGGAGGGGCUCGCUUGCGGCGUGGCCGAGAGCUGCACGGGGAACGUGACGCAGCUGAGGCGGCAGGGUCACUUCUCCAGGUGCCCGGAGGAGUACAAGCACUACUGCAUCAAAGGGAGAUGCCGCUUCCUCGUGGCCGAGAAGGCGCCGGCUUGCGUGUGCGAGCGAGGCUACACGGGGUCUCGCUGCGAGAAGGUGGACAUCUUCUACCUGCGAGGCGACCGGGGCCAGAUCGUGAUCAUCUCCUUGAUCGCCGCCAUCGUCACCCUCAUCAUCCUCAUCGUCUGCGCCUGCCUCUGCAGCCACCACUGUCUGAUGCAGCGUAGGAAGAGAAAGGCAGAAGAGAUGGAGACGUUAAAUAAGAAUUUGCCUUCCAAAAGCGAGGACGUGCUGGAGACAGGCAUCGCGUGA